Messenger RNA from Ambispora leptoticha, 720 nucleotides. The record is from the annotation of a GenBank genome assembly. Lineage: Eukaryota; Fungi; Glomeromycota; Glomeromycetes; Archaeosporales; Ambisporaceae.
AUGUCGCGGCCCGUCGAUGUCGUUGUAGCAGGCUUAGGAAACCCUGAAAUUCAAUAUGCCACUACGCGUCAUAAUGAUUAUUUAGCAAACGCGAUGCAAUCCUCUCAAGAAGAGAAUAAUGCCGUCAAACCAGUUUUUUAUAGAAGAUUUGAUUUAGCAGCUGAUAUACGAGACACGAUUUUCUCGACCAAAACUGAAAAUGGGUCUUCUAGUGUUACGAAAUCGCUUCGAGUGGUUUUGGUGAAACCUCUAAUGAAUAUGAACGAAUCAGGGGUGCCAGUUCAAAGAGUACUUCAAUAUUAUGGAAUCACGGACACGAAAAAAUUAAUUGUAGUUUGUGAUGACUUGAAUACUCUUCCUGGAUCAUUAAUGAUUCAAGGUGGUGGUCUGUUGGCAGCUAUGCAAGGUCACAAAGGAAUAGAAAGUAUCGCAAAUGUUCUUGGAACUACGGAAUUUAUUAGAUUCCGUUUAGGGAUUGGAAGACCUCCUAAUGAAUCGACGACUAUUACUCAAUGGGUUUUAGGUUCUUUUACGAAAGAAAAUCGUGAAAUGAAUCUUUUUGGACACCUCCUUCACCUAACAACUCAUGCACUUUAUGACUAUAGCAUUCAUCAGGACCUGAAGAAAAUUAAAAAGAAGUAUGCGCAAUCAAAGAAACUUCCAAAUAAAUUAAAAGAAAUGGAGAGUUUAAUAUUUCCAAUUGACCUUCAUGGAACAUAA